AUGACCGGCUCAUGUGGGACUGAUUUGGACCAUGGCAUAGCAGCUAUUGGAUAUGGCAUGACAAGUGACGGAACUAAGUAUUGGCUACUGAAAAACUCAUGGGGCACGACAUGGGGCGAGAGUGGGUACCUCAGAAUGGAGAAGGAUAUUUCUGACAAGAGUGGUAUGUGUGGCUUGGCCAUGCAACCUUCCUACCCCACCGAGUAG
This is a messenger RNA of Triticum turgidum subsp. durum (durum wheat), 207 nucleotides long. NCBI's taxonomy places the organism in Eukaryota, Viridiplantae, Streptophyta, Magnoliopsida, Poales, Poaceae. The record is from the annotation of a GenBank genome assembly.